Messenger RNA from Spodoptera exigua (beet armyworm), 893 nucleotides. The record is from the annotation of a GenBank genome assembly. NCBI's taxonomy places the organism in Eukaryota, Metazoa, Arthropoda, Insecta, Lepidoptera, Noctuidae.
AAUGUGAUUCGUCCGCCAGUACCGUUGACGUUGUAGUUUGUAGUGUUUGAUUUCGCACGAUGACAAAAUAAUGCAACGGUAUUUUAUUGAAUAUUCUCAAACUCACGACUUGCAUUAGCAUAAUGGUACAAAUAUUUAAUAAAAUUUAGACUUCUAUAACAAGGCCGACGCAGACGCAAAAUGCAAGUAACAACUUUAGGGAAUGUUAUCAGCACUCUCGCUAUAACUACAACAAUAUUGCAGUUUUUCUCUGGCGCCCUCGUGUGCAAACAAUAUGUUCUUAAUAAAACAACAGCUGAGAGUUCAUCGCUCCCUUUCGUUUGUGGCACACUAUGUUGCUGUCUAUGGUACCUGUAUGGGUCAUAUAAGAAAGACGAUGUUAUAAUUCUAGUUAAUAUAAUAGGUAUAACACUUAUGGUAAUCUACACAGCAGUAUUUUACAUAUACACAUUCAAGAAGUCCACUGUUUUAAAACAAAUAUUAUGCUUGCUCUUUUUCCUGAGUUUUGUCAUAUGUUACAUUAAUGUAGAGGAUGAUAUUCAAGCCCUUUAUGUUACACUAGGUUUUGUUGCUAGCUUGUUUACACUAGUAACAAUAGCUGCACCUUUGAGCAAACUACUUCAUGUAGUUAGGGUGAACAGCACUGAAUGUCUUCCCUUUCCAAUGAUCUUAAUGUCUUUCUUUGUUUCACUGCUGUGGUUUCUCUAUGGGACAAUACAAAACGAUAUCUUUUUAUGGCUCACCAACUUGGUUGGAGCGAUAUUAGCAAUAAUUCAACUGUCUCUCUUUGCCAUAUACCCCAACAAGUCCCAGUCUCCAAGUUUAAUGAAGAAUAUAGUAGAAUAAUUUUAUUUAAAUUAAUAAUUUGCUGUGCGAGAAGCAUUUUUAGUUUU